Messenger RNA from Gracilinanus agilis (Agile Gracile Mouse Opossum), 715 nucleotides. Its product is annotated as zinc finger protein 688-like. Gene Ontology annotation, biological process: regulation of DNA-templated transcription. Lineage: Eukaryota; Metazoa; Chordata; Mammalia; Didelphimorphia; Didelphidae. The record is from RefSeq and is a predicted model, not a curated record. Bases 1 to 429 code for a protein of 142 amino acids. The transcript is spliced from 5 exons.
AUGAACUCUAAUGGCUUAUUCUUCCCUUGGCAUCUCUUCCUAAGGCUGCUUCUCUCCUCAUCUCUCAGAGGAAUCAUAGGAGAAGAAAUGAUGGCAACUACUGACCAGAGGAAGUUCAAGUCUCCCGGUCGUGUGAAAUUUGGGGAUGUGGCAAUAUAUCUCUCGAAGGAGGAAUGGGAACUAAUGGACUCCACUCAGAAGAGACUCUACAGGCAGGAGAUGCUGGAGAAUUACAAGAAUGUUGUCUCAGUGGGAACUCCUCAUAAAAAGCCAGCAAUGAUUGUGCAUCUGGAACAAGAGGAAAUGGCAUGGAGCCCAGCUCUGCAGAGACCUCGGAAGAAAAAGAAAAAGAAAAAAAAGCAAAAGCGCUGCCGUCACAGCUUGGCCUUCAAGAGACAGUGGAAGAUAGAAGGACAUGGUGUGCUAUGAUCCAUGAGGUCAUGAAGAGUCAGAUGUUGAACAACUGAAUAUAUGUGCAUUUUCAUCCAUGAGGAACAGCAAAAGAACAUGGAGAACUCCACUUGAAUAAUUCACAAGCAAAUUUCAGAUCUUCUUGAAGUCUUUUUGGCCAGAAAUCAGCUUUGUUUAGUGGGGAAUACAGAUAAAAUGACUGAGGAAAUGCAUCUGGCAAGAAAACAGAAACCUUUCCAUUGUGAAAGGGGCAGCUUUGCAGCCGGCAUUCCAAUAGCCAGCAGCCUUCAUCCUGAAACCUGUG